Drosophila yakuba is the source of this 2458-nucleotide messenger RNA. It is a transcript of the gene fws, whose product is annotated as conserved oligomeric Golgi complex subunit 5. NCBI's taxonomy places the organism in Eukaryota, Metazoa, Arthropoda, Insecta, Diptera, Drosophilidae. Gene Ontology annotation, biological process: intra-Golgi vesicle-mediated transport. Bases 121 to 2376 code for a protein of 751 amino acids. The transcript has 5 exons. Gene Ontology annotation, cellular component: COG complex. The record is from RefSeq and is a predicted model, not a curated record.
GUACAACGUUCAGAUUAAACUAAAAACCCUGCAAAAAUCGUUACCGCGUUAUCGAUUACAGGUCGCUUUUGGUUGCGUGGAAAAACAGUUUGUUUGUAAUACAUUGAACCUUAUUACACCAUGGUGACUGGAGACCCGGGAGCAACAAAGUCCUCAAACGCCGCUGCUUCAGAUGAUUACGACUACACCGCAUCCAUGUCUCACCUGACCAUUGGCCAGCAAAUUCAGGAGUUGUCAAAACAACUGCAAAACACAAAGGAGGAGCUGCACCAGCAAGUGCGGGACAAGCACGGAGCUCUACUGCAGCAGGCCACUCACGCAGGACGCUUCGAUGCGGCCUUAAAUGCGCUUUCCGAGGAUGUGCAACGGGUCAGGGAAACUGGACACCGGCUGAAGAACCAGGUGGACACGCAGUAUCAGCAGGUGGAGAACCAAACGCAAGUGCUAGGGCGUCUGCACGAUGUCAGUCACCUGCUACGCUCGGCGGGCACAUUACUGAACCUCACGGCCAAACUAAAAGGGACCAAGGAUGUCUUACGCCUGGCCGAAAUCCACUUUGAGUUGGGCCAACUUAUUGAGGACAAGGAGCUGAAGGACAUUGAAUUUAUCCAGCAGGAGCGAGCUUAUGUGAUCAGUUCUGCUCAGAAGAUAAGAAACCUCACGCAGAUGCAGUUGGUUACUGGGCUCCAGGAGCGCAAUGAAAAUCAAGUCGUUAAUGCUUUGAAGAUCUUUAUGAAUUUUAAUACGCUCGAAAAAUCGCUGGAGAACCUAUUGGCUACCUUUAUUGCCGACAUGGAGCAAUCUCUUAAAGAGUGCUUUGCUGGCAACGAUAUAUCUGUGCUGAACAAGUCGCCGACGCAUAGCGUGAGCAAACCAGGUCCCUCGAGGGGACCGGGAAAAACUCCUCAGUUGACAACUACUCAAAACUUCCGGGCCAAGUUCUGGAAAUCUCUUCACUGGCUGCUUUAUGAUGAACUUUUUGAGACUUGCACGCAAAUCAAGCUGCUUAAAACGGCUCUCGAGCAGAUCAACCAGUUUGGUUAUACAUCAGAAUUAUCUGAUCAGUGCAUUCCGCAGCGUUUUUGGAAGCAGGUGCAGCAGCUCCUGCGGAAAUCCUUUGACGAAUGCCCCCAACAUGUCACCCAGACCCUUCAGGAGGGACUCUCGAAGCUCCUUACCUCCGCUCGUGGCUUGGAGCAGCGUCUGCAUGGCGAGUUUCAGUUUGACAACGAGCUAUUUGCUCCCCUGGAAGUGGGCUACGUCAGCAAGUGUGCUGCCAACUUUAAAGCCUGUUUAGCGGGAGUUGAUUUACCCGGCAACGAAACUGUUGACAAUUUCAUUCGUGUAGCUUCAGCAGAGCUCAGUGCUGCUUUGAUCGACUCCCGUCUCACGAAUGCCAUAGCAAAUGUUUUUGCAGCCUGCGGAAAAGAAUUGUGCACAAAACUAGAGGCUCAAAUCAAGCUGGGAGCGGAUUCUAAGCAGGUCGUGGAUCUGCCCAACCUGCAGCAGCAGCAAAACACUCAGCUGGCAAAUGUUCUUUAUUACUAUAAGGAUUCAGUGCGUCGCAUGCUUAGUGAUCUCCAAGUGCAAUUUGAAAAGACACCGGGAACAGCCAGGGAAAUUAUAUCCCGUUCCUUGGAACAGGCUGAUUUGCUGAUCGGCACCAUUCUACAGCAGAUAAUGGAGUCGAUUAUUACGACGAUUAGCAUCAUUGUAUUGAGUAUGCACAGGGAGCCCGGAUUGAACUCGGAGAGGAUGUCUACCACAGGUCCGUCGAUGUACAUAAAGGAACUGCAGGAGUUUGUCAACCGCUCCUGGUCGCAUCACAUCGCCCUGUUCGAUGACAAGCUGAUGACAAAAAAGUGUGGACACGAACUGGCCAAACGUUGCAUAGAGCUGUUCCUGCACAACGUGUGCAUUCUGCGACCUCUGAGCUCCUCCGGAAGGCAGCGUUUGAAGCAAGACUGCCAGCACAUGGAGCAGGCUCUGAAACCUCUUUGCCCUAAUCUCGCCGAGCUGGGCAAGCCCUCGCGUCUGCUAAGAGCCAUGUCCUUGCUGAUCGUUCAAACGGCCGAGGAGCUGGUGAAGCAAACAAUCGGGGAGAACUCUCUAGUACCCAGUUAUAUAGUGCUGCUGCUGCUCUUUGGACACGCUGGAGCUGAUCUGCAGUCGCCACACACCACGGCCAACUGGUCCAACGAACGUCUGAUUGAAUGGCUGGAUGGGCACACGGCUGAACGGGAGAAACUGGAGCUGAUCUCCGGUGCACUGCAGCGGUAUCGGGACAAUGCCAGGCGGAAAAAUAUUCAGCAGUACGACGAAAUAUACCCCAUGAUGGUGGAGUAUUUUGAACAGGCCUUGAAGGCAAUUCCAUAAAUACCUAAUGUAUUUUGUACCUAGAACUAUGUAUGUAAGAGUUCGAAUGUGGUUAUAAUAAAAAUCUACAUGGAUACAUUCA